AUGAAGCCUUUAAGAACAUCUCACUUCACUUUCAUUUUUUCCAUCAUCAUCAUCUCAACGUUCCAAACUUCCAUUGCUCAAGUUUUUGAAUGCUGUGGAUCGAAACUGCUCGACUCACAAAGCAGUGUGGCCAUAGAGAACGGUCGGCCCUUGGUUGCUGGCACGUACAGAGCAUUGACCUUGAAAAUUUGCACUUCUGAACCGCUAAGAAUUCAGGUGUGGACACGGUUAAAUGACAACCAAUAUCUCCUCAAGUGGUCCUACAAUAUCAACGCUUCUUUGGAACAAAGCUUUCAGCACAAUUACACAUUAUUAUCACAAAUUUUCAAUAUUGUCAUAAUGAUCAGUUAA
Helobdella robusta is the source of this 351-nucleotide messenger RNA. RefSeq lists its product as hypothetical. Bases 1 to 351 code for a protein of 116 amino acids. The transcript is spliced from 3 exons. The record is from RefSeq and is a predicted model, not a curated record. NCBI's taxonomy places the organism in Eukaryota, Metazoa, Annelida, Clitellata, Rhynchobdellida, Glossiphoniidae.